Molecule: messenger RNA, 2475 nt
Organism: Lobosporangium transversale
Lineage: Eukaryota; Fungi; Mortierellomycota; Mortierellomycetes; Mortierellales; Mortierellaceae
Exons: 5
Coding region: 1-2475 (824 amino acids)
Biological process (GO): vacuole fusion, non-autophagic
Cellular component (GO): fungal-type vacuole membrane
Molecular function (GO): phospholipid binding
Source: RefSeq, a predicted model, not a curated record
AUGCCCGCUAUGUUGUCGACUGUCUCGUUGAUUGACCCCACUACCCUCAACCCAUCCUUUUCUGGGCCAGAGAAUAGUCGUAUGGGUAGACCUGCGGUCAUCAUCACUCGAGCUGACCAGCAGACUUCCGUCGACCAAACUCAGCUCUUGCUCACAAAUGCAAAGGCCUAUCGUCUGCAGAUGUUGGCCCUCUCGAAAGCUGCUGCCAACUUUGGUUAUGCACUCGAGAAGAUUGCUCAUUCUAAAGCUGCUGUUCGGGAUGCUUCUAACGUCUCAUCAAGCCUGCAAGCUGCAGCGGGACUUCACUAUUUGAUGUCGAACCAUCAUCAGAUCCUGAGUGAUACACUGUAUAAGCAAUUUGAAAUUCCAUUGUUGCAACAUCUCGAUACACACAAGAACAAUAUCGAGGCCAGUGAAGCCCAAUAUGAGCGAUCCAUGCGCGAUAUGAGUCAAAAAAUCAAAGAGACCGAGGCUGCAUCCAUGCAGAAUGGCCAUCUUCUUCAAUUUCGACAAGCAUUAGCAACUUUGACAAUGCAGGUCGAUGAACUAGAGCGUAUUAAGUUGGGAUACUACUUUAGUAACUUGGAAAGUGAACAAGCCAAUUUACAGCUUAUUCUUCAAAAGACUUCCACCAUCGUCAGAGCAGAGGUGGAUAUUUAUGAACGUAUUGCCAGCAAAGGAUUGAAUGAUUCAAUUCUAGAACCUAUGACAACCCAAGGGCCUGACCCUUACUUCAUCUAUCCAACAACAGAGGAAUUUUCGUCUAUAUUCUCAAUUCUUCCUUCUACACCCAUCAUUCCAACCACAGGAGCAGGGGCCACUGGGACAAUCACACCACAACCAGAUGCCAUCAUGUCCAGCUUUUAUGGUUAUCAUGAGAAUAACCCAUUCUCAACCGCACGGAAUUUAAAUAAUAGCACAACAAGAGAUCGUCAUCUCUUUGGAGACGCCUCGUCAAUUGAAUCCAAAGAAGAAUCGGUCCUGAAGAAAGCAGCCACCAUUGUAUCAAUAGGACAGCAACAUAAGCCUCCAGCACUAGAUAGCAAAUCCAAUGCUACCACUGUUACCACCACUACUUCUACCACUUCUACCACUACAACCACCACAGCCGCAUCUAUUGCCACAAGAAAAGAUACUGCUUCAGCCUCACUAUCUUCUAAUGAUCAAAAGAGAGCAGGAAAAGGUAACCAGGUCCAAGCUAUAGAGACAAUAUCCGAGGAAUCAGACAAGAGUGCAUCAUCAUCAGAGAAGACAAGACAAGCUUUUGGAACGAGGAGUGAUGAGGGGGAUGAUUCGAGUAAUUCGACCGCAAAACAAGAAUCGAAACAGUCUGAAGAAUCCUCAGGAGAGGCGACAGUAACGGAGAACCAAGCGUCUACUUCACACUCAACCCAAAAUGGUCAUAACGAGACAUCCACGACACGGAGUAGCAAUGGCGUGGAUCUCCAGGCAGGGAAGCAGCAUCAUCGUAACCAAACGGCUACAUCCCCAUCCGUUUCCGCACCUGCUACGCCAAGCGAACCUGCUUCAUCGGUUCGAUCUCAUUCACUUAGAUCUCGCUCUGGAUCCCGGUCACAUCUGCUAGCCUCAACGCCAGAUUCACCUCCUGUCCGAGGGAUGAUCCAUAUCGGUCAGGAUUCAGAGCUGUUGAACAACCGAGACUUUUCAUUUUCAUAUGAGCCCUCUGAAUUAUUGGAACAGCGGAACAUGCAUUCACAAUUGAACUUGAGUCGUCAUGGAGCUCAUAAUGGACUCCAACCAUUUGCAUUUCAUGAGUUGGAAGAAGAAGAAGGCGGCUUUGGAGCUACACCUCCGACGAGGCUCAUGCGGACCACUCAUUCGUCACCCUCUUCACAACAGCAUCACCCAGGUCAUAGCCAUAGCCAGAGCAAUAGCCCUAGCGCUAGUCAGACCCAUAGCCGCAACCAUAGCCACCAUCUACAGGGUCUUCGGCAUCACUCUAGCGAUGGACAACUCAGCCAAAGCUCUUCUUCCGUUCUGAGCAGCGUAGGUAGCACUCACAGUGGAUUGAGCCUUCACGGCACUCUUCAACAUCGUCGGAGCACAGGACGGAUAAAGACAGAUUUGGAAACAGCGGCCAAUAUGUUUGACAAGUCACUGGAUGAACCUUUUUUGCCUUCAAUGACCGCUAGAGGACCGACAGCAUCAGAGGAUCGUCUUCGAGAGAUGAGACGAGGCUUUGAUGACGGUAUGCCAGCGUUUUUUCCAGAUGAGAUAGAUUUGCCAUCUCAAAACUCUCAACCACGGUCACUGCAUGGCUUUGGAAGCGGAAGUGCAAGUGGAAAUGCAAGUCGUCGACAAAGUGGAUUUGAUCAAGACAUGGAUAAGACUUUCGAUACGUCUCCACCAUCAUCAGUCUCUAAUCGCCCACCAAGUGUCGUCGAGUCUAUUCGUAUGGCAGAUGGUAGCAGCAAGAACGUGAGCAUGACCAACGUCAAUGAGAUUGCAGCUUGA